Molecule: messenger RNA, 740 nt
Organism: Aspergillus ruber CBS 135680
Lineage: Eukaryota; Fungi; Ascomycota; Eurotiomycetes; Eurotiales; Aspergillaceae
Exons: 1
Coding region: 299-637 (112 amino acids)
Source: RefSeq, a predicted model, not a curated record
UACAACGCCUUUUCCUCGCGUAUAUUUUGAAUUGUUGCUUAUAGGUGCAGGGGCAUUGUGGAUUCCUUUGGCGCCUUCCAAAGCUACUACAGCUCCGAGCUCCUCAGCGAUGUCUCCUACUCGAAUAUCUCGUGGAUCGGCUCCAUCCAAGGCUUUCUACUCUGUCUCACGGGAUUUCUGACUGGUCCAUUGUUCGACGCGGGAUACGCUUAUUGUCUGAUAUACAUUGGCUCCUUUCUCGUGGUGUUUGGCAUGUUCAUGGUCAGUCUGUGCACAGAGUACUGGCAGGUCAUAGGUCAUGCUGGCGCAGGGCGUCUGCAUCGGUCUGGGCAGUGGUUGUCUAUUUAUUCCCAGUGUUGGUAUCAUACCAACCUACUUCAGUACUCGUAAAACGCUCGCAAUGGGUCUCGUAGCGUCGGGGAGCAGCAUCGCUGGGAUUUUCGGGACGCGGAUGGGCAUGAGUACGCUUUGUGCCGGAUUGGGGACGUCAGUUGGGAAUCCGGUCGCCGGGGCGAUUGUGGAAAGCAGGAGUUGGGUGGGAGUAAGCUUAUUUUGUGCUUGUGCGCUGGUAGUAGGGACGAUAUUUGUUGCUGGUGCGAGGGAUGUGAGGAGUCGGAGGGAGAUGGAGCAGGUGUAGGUGUAGGUAUUACGAGUUACGAUAUCAUAGACUACAGCUUGAGAAAAGUGCUUAGACUCGUCUUUUUCACCCCGCUAACAUAAAGCUUGAAACUAUAGCAUAC